This is a messenger RNA of Nerophis lumbriciformis (worm pipefish), 1404 nucleotides long. The record is from RefSeq and is a predicted model, not a curated record. NCBI's taxonomy places the organism in Eukaryota, Metazoa, Chordata, Actinopteri, Syngnathiformes, Syngnathidae.
GGAUGUGGAGCCUGCGAGCAAACACUCCACACCCGUCGGAAAGCAUCGGAGAAGGAGGAGAAGAUGAAAUGUUUUUCUCGAUACCUUCCGUACAUCUUCCGGCCGCCGAGCACCAUCCUAUCGUCCACUUGCCACACCGAAGCUGACAUUAUCUCCACUGUGGAGUUUAACUCAUCGGGGGAGCUGUUGGCCACUGGGGAUAAAGGAGGCCGAGUUGUUGUCUUCCAGAGAGAGCAGGAGAGUAAAAGUCAGCCCCAGCGUCGAGGGGAGUACAAUGUUUACAGCACAUUCCAGAGCCACGAGCCAGAGUUUGACUACCUUAAAAGUUUGGAAAUAGAGGAGAAGAUCAACAAGAUCAAAUGGCUUCCACAGCAGAACGCCGCCUACUUCUUGCUCUCAACAAAUGACAAGACGGUGAAGCUGUGGAAGAUCAGCGAGAGAGACAAACGGCCAGAGGGCUACAACCUUAAGGAUGACGAUGGCCGCAUCAGAGACCCGUCCACCAUCACGUCUCUACGAGUGCCGGUGCUGCAACCGAUGGAUUUGAUGGUUGAAGCCACAGCCAGACGAGUGUUCAGUAACGCCCACACCUACCACAUCAACUCCAUCUCUGUGAACUCCGACCUCCAGACCUUCAUCUCCACCGAUGACCUCCGAGUGAACCUGUGGAAUCUGGAGAUCACUGACCGUAGCUUCAACAUUGUGGAUAUAAAGCCAGCCAAUAUGGAGGAGCUGACUGAAGUGAUCACCUCAGCAGAGUUCCAUCCCCAACAGUGUCAGACUUUCGCAUACAGCAGCAGCAAGGGCUCAAUAAGACUGUGUGACAUGAGGCAGGCUGCGCUAUGCGACAAGCACUGUAAAUACUUUGAGGAGCCGGAGGAUCCCGCCACUCGCUCUUUUUUCUCCGAAAUCAUCUCGUCCAUUUCCGAUGUGAAGUUUAGCCACAACGGACGCUACUUGAUGACAAGGGACUACCUCACUGUUAAAGUGUGGGAUCUGCAAAUGGAGAAUAAGCCACUCGAGACAUACCAGGUCCACGACUACUUACGGGGCAAACUUUGCUCACUUUAUGAGAACGACUGCAUCUUUGACAAGUUUGAGUGUGUCUGGAAUGGUUCAGACAGUGUCAUAAUGACCGGCUCCUACAACAACUUCUUUCGAAUGUUCGAUCGGAACACCAAACGGGAUGUCACACUGGAAGCGUCCAGAGAGAACAGCAAACCCCGAGCCAUUCUCAAACCUCGCAAGGUGUGCGUGGGCGGCAAACGCAGAAAGGACGAGAUCAGCGUGGACAGCUUAGACUUCAGUAAGAAGAUCCUUCACACGACGUGGCACCCGCACGAGAACAUCAUCGCCGUCGCGGCCACCAACAAUCUUUACAUAUUCCAAGACAAGGUCAACUGA